Messenger RNA from Gamsiella multidivaricata, 1695 nucleotides. RefSeq lists its product as uncharacterized. The record is from RefSeq and is a predicted model, not a curated record. Gene Ontology annotation, molecular function: protein binding. Lineage: Eukaryota; Fungi; Mortierellomycota; Mortierellomycetes; Mortierellales; Mortierellaceae. The coding region runs from base 113 to 1597 and encodes 494 amino acids. The transcript has a single exon.
AAAGAGGGGCCCUGUGCGUUUCCCCAAACUCUUUUUUUUCUUUUCAGUUUUCUAUUUUCCUAGACAGCCGCACUUUCUUUUCUAUCUACGUUAACCUUAACACUCCAUCAGCAUGACUCGACACGCCCCAUUCUUCAAUCAGACACGGUCUACACUCUCCUGCAUCUACACACUUCUCUUUAUAUCUGCCGCAUGUGCCCAGCAGUUCCAACCAGAUGUCACUCUUGGACCCUCUAGCGCCUUCGUCGACGGUAAAGCCCUCUAUAUCCUCGGAGGAGACUCCCAGAGUCUCUCUCAGAACUCACAAGCGUUUAUGAUCGAUCUCUCGGUGUCUUGGGGUACGAGCAAUCCCGCUUUCACGAAACUACCAGACGGGCCCGAGGCCUCGUCCUCACCAAGUGCUAUUUCUCGCGAUGGCAAGAAAUGGUAUAACCUGGUAAACGGUACUAGCCACGUCUACGAUAUCAAAUCCGGAAACUGGACCCAGAGCACAGCUCCUAUACAGAAAGACAAGGAGAGCAAACCCAAGGCGAAGGGUGGUCCAUCCACAGUUGGUCUUGCGGCGGUAUCAAACCCAGACACUGGCGAUAUCUAUAUCCCCUUUGGGUACGAUGGAUCCAUGGGGCGGACCAAGUCUUUCUCCAUGCUCACGGUGAACCUGACGAACGAGACCUAUGACCAUGACGACAAGUACUCUAGUAAAACGCCACAGCGGUUCUACUCCGUGGCCUGGAGCUCACCUCUACAAAGCCUGGUCUACAUCGACGAAAGCGGACUCUACAGCUACAACAUCACGACCAAGGAACGGGUAGUCCUGCCCAAGAAGGAAGCCCCUAAGCCGCGCAGCGAAGCAUGUCUGCUGUCGGUCAAUGGCGGCUCGAGAAUGGUCCUCUUUGGUGGCAUUGCCGAAAAGACUGUCCAGAAGGACAUUUGGGUCCUGGACACCCUCAGCUUCAAAUGGAUUCGAGGCCCAGAUGUUGCUGACGGGGAUGAGCGUACAAGAGCCGCAUGCGGUGUUUCGAAUGACUACAUUAUCGUAUGGGGCGGUGCCAACAAGCAAGGCCAGAUCUCGAACUCGACCCUGGUCUACGACCUGCGCAACGGAACGUGGACUACGGACUACGUUGCUCUGUCCACAAACACCACCAGCCCUACUGUCGCGCCCACGCCCACGCCUACGCCUACGCCUACCCCAACUUCUUCCAACAUGACCAUCUCGGUUACCGCUUCCCCCACUGCAAAUACCACCACAACCACCCUCACCACUGCCAUCACGCCCACGGACUCCAUCUCCCCCACACUCCCUUUCAAAGAGACCUCAACCUCAAUUCAGUCUCCAUCCGGCUCAGUCUCGACAUCCACAUCCGUCCCAGCUGAAUCGACGAGUGGCCCCGACCGAUCCACGCAUGUGGCAAGGAUCGCGGUUGGCUCCGUCGUCGGUGCGCUGUGUUUUGCGGUGGUAGCGCUCGGGCUUGUUUACAGGAGGCGGUGCCGGCUCGCGAAGGAGAAGCUUAUGAAGGAUGAGGAUCCUUUCGCACCGAACGCUCGGUUGGACGAAGGGACGCCCGUGCGCGAGUUCUUCCGCAAGCCGCGGUAGACCAGGGACAUUUAUGAACGAUUUUUUUUUUUAAAAAAAAAAAAUCCAAGUGUAGCGAUUGUUAUGUAAUCAAACCUCAAAAAAGAAUGAAAUAAACC